Clarias gariepinus (North African catfish) is the source of this 2193-nucleotide messenger RNA. Its product is annotated as somatostatin receptor type 5. The transcript has a single exon. Gene Ontology annotation, cellular component: membrane; neuron projection. The coding region runs from base 219 to 1247 and encodes 342 amino acids. The record is from RefSeq and is a predicted model, not a curated record. Gene Ontology annotation, biological process: cellular response to glucocorticoid stimulus; neuropeptide signaling pathway; regulation of insulin secretion. NCBI's taxonomy places the organism in Eukaryota, Metazoa, Chordata, Actinopteri, Siluriformes, Clariidae. Gene Ontology annotation, molecular function: somatostatin receptor activity; neuropeptide binding.
GAGCUAUAUAAGAACUCGUCAGGAGGUUUGAACACUCACUACUUUUCUCUGAAGGACUGUUCUGCUGUUUCUUUUUUCAGCUACUUUUAGUGAAGAUAAUUAUAUAUUUAAAGGUAUUUUCCUAAGGAUAUUUGGCAUCACAUUAGGUCUCUUUUGAACUUUGUUCUGAUUUUUUUUUUUUCUGCUGACCUUCUUUAAUGCUGGAAUUUUCAUGAAGCAUGGCAACAUCUGAAGUUUUACAAAUGCUUUUUUCCAACAACUCAGCAGUGCACAGUUUUGAAGUACCACAGAAUAUUGAUGGCUUCAGUGUGACCAUGGCUGUCCUCUACCUAGUCGUAUGCAUCACAGGACUGGGAGGAAACUUUUUAGUCAUUAUUGCCAUCCUCAAGCUGGAUAAAAUGUCAUCUCCCACAACUGUGUACAUCUUCAACUUGGCUUUGGCAGAUGGAUUGUUUAUGGUGGGGCUCCCAUUUGUGGCAUUCCAAAACUUCCAGAACCAAUGGAUCUUUGGUGAUUUGGCCUGCAAGCUAGUUAUGGUGCUGGAUGGAAUCAACCAGUUCACCAGUGUGUUCUGCCUCACCGUGAUGAGCGUGGACCGCUACAUGGCACUAGUGGACCCUCUUCGCUUUGCACGCUGGAGAACGGCAAAGCGGGCCAAAAUAAUCUCUGCAUUUCUGUGGCUAUUUUCCUUGAUUCCUGUCUUGCCCAUGGCUCUCCACUUUACUGUGCAGUAUGGCCUAUGCAUGGCUGACAUGUUUGUGGGCAAAUGGUGGAUGACUUUCCUCACAUAUACUUUUGUGUUGGGCUUUGUCUUCCCCUUCCUGGUAAUGAUCAUCUUCUACACAACUCUUGUACUGACCCUGAGGAGCUCCAGGCAAUAUGACAGGAGUUCCUCCAACUCAGAGGAGGGCCAGAGGUUGGAGAAGCAGGUUACCAGGAUGGUGGUAGCUGUUGUUGUGGUCUUCGGGAUAUGCUGGUUGCCUUUCUAUGUCUUCAACUUCUGCUCAUUGUAUGGUACAAAUAUGACCCUUGCCUUUGCACGUGGCUUUGAGAUAGCAGUGCUCUUGUCCUAUUCGUGGAGCUGCGCUAACCCAAUCCUGUAUGCAUGUCUAUCAGAGACCUUUAGCAGGUACUUCCGCACUUUACUCUGUCCCUGCAUAUACACCCCUAGGAUGGUCUGCAACAGAGACACAGAGGCCUAUGACCUGAAUUACACAAAUGGGCAGGAUGUAAGUGUGCUAACUUAAUUUCAAAUAUUUAUUUCAGUGUUUUAGAGAAAAUUUAAGUAACAACUGUCAAUGUUCCUUGCAUAAUUUUUAAUUUUGGUAUCAGACUUUCUUUAUAUAUCACAUUUCAUAAUUUACUACCAUCCAGUUGUGGUCGCAUUCAAAUCACAAUGCAAUCAAAUAAAAAUUCAAUAUUAUAAAAGACUGAUAAUGCAAACUACCUGUCUUGUUGGACAACACAUUAAGUUCCAACUGGGACACAAACAGCAGAGUUGGUAGGAUAUUUGCUUUGUUCCUCGCUCUGGGGUGGAAUGUAAUGUCGAUGAUUAUGUUAUCCAUGUGUCACCCAAAUGCGUCUGGCUUCUCAGCCUACUGUGGAAAUUUAGGAUGAUGUCACUGCUGCCAUGCCACUGAACUGGGAAUGAACACUACAAGUUGGAAUGCUUGUUACGACAUUUGAGAUGAAUGAAGAAUGCAAGACAUAAGGAAUCCAUUAAGCAAUGGAUAAUCCGUUAGUAGAUUAGACAUCUUGAAAAACACUCACCUGGUCAUUUUGCUCUGGUAAUGGGUUACUUCGAAUGUUUUGCACAGGGUAUGAUUACAUAAUAGGGAUUCUGCCUUAAUUUUUAUUGCUUGGAAAAUAAACAGUAUUUUCAUUGCAUUUUUCUGUUUUAGUACAUGUUUUGCCUUUCAGUUUAUUUGUCUUUUAUAUGUUAUUUUAUAGCAAAAUGUUUUUAUACUGUGGAAACAGGAUGUAUUAAUGUAAAAAUGUUUUUUGUGUUAUAUACAUCAUGUAGCUCACACAAUUCUGUUCAAUUGCAUCAUAAUAAUGUUAAAUCACACAAUGAAACUGCAAGUAUAAUCAGAUGUAAUCAGAUAUAGCCAAUGUAUUUGUUGUAAUUUUUUUUUUUCAAAUGUGUUAUAUUCAAUACGUUUUGGAAUGCAGUGCUGCAUUCUGUCUUCCACA